CAGGGAGGCGCGGAGCGCGGCCGGGCGCGGCGGCGCCACCACAAGUUGCGCUGCUCGCGGCGAGGCUGGAACCUAGAAUGUGACCCCAGAUAGCCUGCGCCGAGCUUUUUCCACCCGCGCCCGCACGCCGGUGCAGAAGCAGCCUCGUGCCCGCCCCAGCUCUCCAAGAAGUGGAAAGCUUUUCUCAGGUAAUUGAAGGUAGAAGAGAGGCCGGAAACUAAACCCUCAAAGGAAGAAGGGAUCUGCCUGCCUUUGGCUCUGAGCUGGUUGCCGCAGACUGGUCGCCGUUUCUAUGAUUGGAUGCUGGGAAGCCCACUGGUCCCAAGGUCUACACAUGAAGUCACUGUAAAGAGGGUGGCUCCCGCUUCGUAAAGACCUCAUCGCCGCGAGGUGAGGCUAAGAUGAGCAUAACCAGUGACGAGGUGAACUUUCUGGUGUAUCGGUAUCUCCAGGAGUCAGGUUUUUCCCACUCGGCUUUCACGUUCGGGAUCGAGAGCCACAUCAGCCAGUCCAACAUCAAUGGGACGCUAGUGCCACCAGCUGCCCUCAUCUCCAUCCUGCAGAAGGGGCUGCAGUAUGUGGAAGCUGAGAUCAGCAUCAAUGAGGAUGGCACAGUAUUUGAUGGCCGCCCCAUAGAGUCCCUGUCCCUGAUCGAUGCUGUGAUGCCCGAUGUGGUGCAGACGCGGCAGCAGGCGUUCCGGGAGAAGCUCGCCCAGCAGCAGGCCAGUGUGGCGGCCACGGCGGCGGCGGCGGCAGCAGCGACGACAGUGACAGCAGCCACGACAACCCCAGCAGCUGUUUCCCAGCAAAAUCCACCAAAGAACGGAGAGGCCACGGUGAAUGGGGAGGAGAACGGAGCACAUGCAAUAAAUAAUCACUCAAAACCAAUGGAAAUAGACGGAGAUGUUGAGAUUCCACCCAACAAAGCCACAGUCCUUCGGGGCCACGAGUCCGAGGUGUUCAUUUGUGCCUGGAACCCUGUCAGCGAUCUGCUGGCUUCCGGAUCCGGAGACUCCACGGCGAGGAUAUGGAACCUGAAUGAGAACAGCAGCGGGGGCUCCACGCAGCUCGUGCUGAGGCACUGUAUCCGGGAAGGGGGCCACGAUGUCCCCAGUAACAAAGAUGUCACCUCGCUGGACUGGAACAGCGACGGAACGCUAUUGGCUACAGGUUCGUACGACGGUUUUGCAAGAAUAUGGACGGAAGAUGGUAACCUGGCCAGCACCUUAGGCCAACACAAAGGCCCCAUCUUUGCCUUGAAAUGGAACAAAAAGGGGAAUUACAUUUUGAGUGCUGGUGUAGACAAAACAACAAUAAUUUGGGACGCCCACACAGGAGAAGCCAAACAACAGUUCCCGUUUCAUUCAGCGCCUGCUCUCGACGUGGACUGGCAGAACAACACUACCUUCGCCUCCUGUAGCACGGACAUGUGCAUUCACGUCUGCCGGCUCGGCUGCGACCGCCCAGUCAAGACCUUCCAAGGACACACGAACGAGGUCAACGCCAUUAAGUGGGAUCCCUCGGGAAUGCUGCUGGCUUCCUGCUCAGAUGACAUGACAUUGAAGAUCUGGAGUAUGAAGCAGGACACGUGUGUCCACGACCUUCAAGCCCACAGCAAGGAGAUCUACACCAUCAAGUGGAGCCCCACCGGCCCAGCCACCAGCAGCCCAAACUCCAACAUCAUGCUGGCGAGCGCUUCGUUCGAUUCUACGGUCCGGCUGUGGGACGUCGAGCGAGGCGUCUGCAUCCACACGCUGACCAAACAUCAGGAGCCCGUCUACAGUGUAGCUUUUAGCCCCGAUGGGAAGUACCUGGCCAGCGGCUCCUUCGACAAGUGUGUCCACAUCUGGAACACUCAGAGUGGGAGUCUCGUCCACAGCUACCGAGGCACCGGUGGCAUCUUCGAGGUGUGCUGGAAUGCCCGAGGUGACAAAGUGGGUGCCAGCGCGUCUGAUGGCUCUGUGUGUGUUUUAGAUCUGCGGAAGUGACCACAAAACGUUACAGAAAAAAGAGAAAAGGAAGUCUAAUGGACCAGCAAGGACUGUGUGAGGUUGCAGCACUCUCAGACCAAUUCCGCCAGCCCCCGCACCGUCCAAACUGACUUUUGCGUUAGCGUGUGCUCCGAAAUCAGCUCAUCCCUGGCCACAGGAGUCUGUAUCUUCUUCGUAAUCUUCAUCGAGAAGUUUAAAAAAAAAAAAAAGCAAACAAAAGAAAAAGCAAACACAGUGUCAUAUCAAGGGGGGAAGGGACGGUUCCCACCGGGGACAUGCAGCCUGGGGAACACGGAGCCACCGGCUGGAUGCGCCCAGUUUGGUUUCCAUCUGCAACAGGCUCUGUGAGGGCUGAACAGAACAGAAAACAAUUUUUAAAAGCUGUGCCAAAAAAAAAAAAAAAGAAAAGAAAAACGCUGUGAUAAACCUACCGAAAGGGGAAGAAC
Messenger RNA from Lemur catta (Ring-tailed lemur), 2437 nucleotides. It is a transcript of the gene TBL1X, whose product is annotated as transducin beta like 1 X-linked. Gene Ontology annotation, biological process: regulation of transcription by RNA polymerase II. Bases 402 to 1988 code for a protein of 528 amino acids. The record is from RefSeq and is a predicted model, not a curated record. The transcript has 18 exons. Gene Ontology annotation, molecular function: protein binding; transcription corepressor activity. Gene Ontology annotation, cellular component: histone deacetylase complex. NCBI's taxonomy places the organism in Eukaryota, Metazoa, Chordata, Mammalia, Primates, Lemuridae.